AUGGCUGCCUCGGAAUCAAAGCGGCUCAACCGAGGGAAGAUCUUGCGCAUGUUCUCAACGUUUUUCUCCUGCAUCCGAGGUCAAAAUAAGCUCAAACGGGAGUCUCGGGAGAUGAAAAAAAACCUUCGGAGGGACAACAAGGUGUCCCGGAACGAGAACAACGCGCUCCGAGGAGAAAACAAGUGCCUGUGGGCGGAGAACAAGGCCUGCGGAGAGAACAAAAGCUUCCGCAGGGAGAACCAGGAGAUGCGGCAGAGGAAUGAGACCCUGAUGCAGGAGAACCAGGAGCUGUGGGCGGUGAACACCGUGUUCUUCAAGACCCCCAAGACCCCGUGGGAGAAGCUCAACGUCCGGAGCACAGAAACCAAGUCUUACUGGCAACAGAACAAAGCCCUGAAAGCUCAGACCAAGGCGCUCUGGGAGCAGGAGGUGGCCUUCCGCAACGAGGCGAAAGCCCUGCAGGAGGAAAUCAGGUCCCUGCAGGAGAACAUCAAGGGCCUGCAGCACCAGGAGCGCGCCCUGCGGCUGGAGGAGCUGGCCCUGCACAAGGAAGGAGCGGCGCUGGAGCUGGAGGAGCAGGCCCUGUGGAAGGUGGAGCGGGCCCUGCGCCAGGAGAACCAGGCCCUCCGAGAGGAAAGCGAUGCCCUGCAAGAGGAGGCAAAAGCCCUCGUGGAGGAGACGCAGGGGCUGGAGCUGUGGAACAGGGUUCUCCGGGGGGAAGAGAGCAACCAUGCUCGCUGGGGAGAUGCCCACUGA
Myotis lucifugus (little brown bat) is the source of this 756-nucleotide messenger RNA. RefSeq names its product coiled-coil domain-containing protein 70-like. Lineage: Eukaryota; Metazoa; Chordata; Mammalia; Chiroptera; Vespertilionidae. The record is from RefSeq and is a predicted model, not a curated record.